Molecule: messenger RNA, 2106 nt
Organism: Schistosoma curassoni
Lineage: Eukaryota; Metazoa; Platyhelminthes; Trematoda; Strigeidida; Schistosomatidae
Source: the annotation of a GenBank genome assembly
AUGGUUACAGAGGAAAUUAAUGAAAAUUCAAUUGCAGAACGUUUACAUCAACCUGUACCUUUAGAUUUAUCUUAUCAUUCAUCAAUUUCAAAUGAAUCAAAUAUUUCUAAUCAAUUAUCAAUUUCAACAAUAACAACACCAUUUAUUAAUAAAUAUGAUAAAUCUACUAAUAUACAAUUAAGUAGUUUACAACAUACAUGUAUUAGUAUACCAAUUAAGACAUCACAAUUAAAUGAUAAAUUCGAUAAUCAAUUAUAUUUUCCACAAUCAUCUAUUAUAGAACAAGUGAAUACAUUAUAUAGAUCUAAUUUAGAAAAAUUACAAAUGUUUUAUACAUUGAAAAGAAGUCAAUUAAAAUCUAUGAAUGAUUUAUAUCAUUCACCAUUAAUAACUAUACCACCACCUGAACAAUUAUUAGCAUUAACAAUGUUACAUAAUCAUAAAUCUAUUAAAUUCACUCCAAUAAUCAACACGAGUAAUAAUAAUAAUAAUAAUAAUAUUUCAUUGUUACCAAGACAAUUAAAUCAAACCAUUAAAAACGACUUAGUUACUAAUUUAUCUUCAACUAUUCCAUCAUUAUAUGAUAAUCAAUUCAUCGAUUUAAACAAUAAUAAUGAUAAUAAUCAAUAUUGUAAUUCAAUUCCAUUUGAAUUAAUAUCGAUUUAUUUAAAAAUGUUAGAAAAAUCAAAAAAUUUUAAUGAAAUUUACAAAAAUGAUGGUAGUAACUAUUCCUAUGAAACUAUUUAUAAAUGGUUAUUAUCAUUACGUAAGAAUAUUUAUACAACAAUCGAUAAAGAUUUAAAUAAUCCGCCUUUGAAUUAUCCAAUUAAAACAAAACUUUCACAAACAGUAGUUCAUGUUGAAAGUGAUAAUAAUAAUAAUGAUAAUAAUAAUAAUAAUAACGGUAUUAAGAAUAUACCUAAGAAACAUAAAACAAUAACAAGUGUUUUAGAUGUAUUACCAUCAGAUAGUAUAGAAGUAGUACAAGGAUUAUUAUCAACAUGUGUAAAUCAUUUUACACCUAAACGUGAACGUUAUACAUGCCAUUUUUGUGGUAAACUAUUUCCUAGAUCAGCUAAUCUUACUAGACAUAUACGUACACAUACUGGUGAACAACCAUAUAAAUGUAUACAUUGUCCAAGAUCAUUUAGUAUUAGUUCUAAUUUACAACGUCAUAUACGUAAUAUACAUCAAAAAGAAAGACCAUUUCACUGUAAUGUUUGUUUAAAACGUUUUGGACAACGUGCCAAUUUAGAGAGGCAUGUUCGAAAUCAUUUAAUCAGUAAAUAUCAUCAUCAUCAUCAUCAACAGCAGCAUCAAUACAAGCCAUUAUUAUCACCUACAUGGUCAUCAUCAUAAUCAUCCUUCAUCUUUUCAACAGUGAACACAAAUUUUUCCCUAGAAUAACGUGAUAUUAUAUCAAGUAAUUCAAAUAGAGUUUAUCCUAAUGCUGUCCAUCAAUAAGACAGACAUUUCUCUCUAUGUAUUCUUAUUUAAAGCCUUUAAUAUUAGUGAUUUUAUAACUUUCUUCUCAAAUCAACCCUGAUAAAGAAUUUUGUUGAUCUUGUGUUCAUAUAUACACAUACAUAUAUGAUAAUAGUUACUUGAUUUGAUGUAAUUUAUGUUUGUUUGUUUGUUGUUCACAUUGAUGACCAUGAUCUUAUGAUUGGUUUGAUCAAUCAAUUAUGUAUAUCUUGUCUUCUCUUCUUUUUCCGUUGUUGUUGUUGAAAAGUAGUAAUAAUUGGAUGAUGUACUCGCUUCCUUUAGUUAUCUUACAUAUAAUACACCCUGUGUAGUGUAUAUCGUCUGUUAUCUGUCAUAUUCAUGAAUCUAUACAUGCAAAUAUAUACACAUUUAUAUACAGUUUAAUACAUAUACAUAUAUAUAACAAGAUAAGGAAAAGACUUCACAUUGUUGAUGAUAAGUUGUUUUUCUCUUUUUAGAUAAUCCUGUAGUUAUUAACAACCAACCAACCAAUCAAAUCAACAACAACAAACCAACGAACAAUCAAACAAAAGUAUCUCAUAUUUAUCACAUCCUUAAAUAAUAUGGAUAAAUAAAUGACUACCGGAAAACAAAAUUUCUUCUUUCUUUCUUUCGUUCGGC